CGCAUUUGAAAAUAGGUCGAAAUAAAAUUUCGUGUGGACUCGAAAUAUCCUUCAUAUCUCAGCAAAAUCAUCUGUGAUACCCCUGAAUUUAAAAAUUUUCCGCAAUGGAAUUUGAGGAAUCGACGGUAGAAGUGACGACGAACGCGACGUCAUCUGCGUCGCAGUCGACUGACAGAGCAGUGAAAUCAGGUCCCGAAAUCGAGGCCUUCCCGACUCGUCAACCGCACAAUGUUGACCUAGCACCUGUUUUGUCCCUCUCCGCAUUCGCAGCUCUCAUAAUUCUGUCAGCUGUGUGGAAAUAUGUGGCUCGAUUGCGCCGGAAACGGAUGUUACUUCGGGCCGGAAACGAUCGAAAGGGUGGCUAUGUGGACGAUGAAGGCGGCGGGUUGCCGUUUGGCCUGGAAAGCAGUGCCAGUCGGUGUCGUGCCAUUUUGAUUGCUUCCUGUUCUUCUGACGAGGACGAUGUCCAAGCCGGACAUUACAACAGACGCGAGAUGCGAGAAACAGAUGCCAUCAAAUAUCUGAAUGUGCAACGAACCCCGAGUUUGCUCCGCGACUUGCAGCACGAAGACGAGAGACCAACGUUGUUGUUCGAAAGGAAAGGAAGCCGAAGCGGAGAUGAAGCCUUUUUUGCUUGUGCGUCUUGUAGAGAUCGGAAAUUGUGCAGAUUCUACAUGAAGGUUUCUGAGUGGAAUGAGCAGAAAGCGGACAAACUCGUGGUUCAUUGUCUCGAUAGGCUGAACAUUGAAUUCAAGGGUCUCACACCCAGGUCAGCUGUGGAACGUGUGAAGAGUUCUUUAGCCCUGGAGAAACUGGAAUUUGAUCCAGAGAACAACAGUUUUGGCGAGCGGGGAAUUUCCUUGAUUCUUGGAGGAUUUGAAGGAAAAGAUUCGGGACUCGUGGCUUGUUUAGAUUGCAAACGUGUGACGGUUCCUGGCGAAAAUAUUUCUCAACUUUGCCUGGACGAAGGCCAUGACCUCAGGACUGUGUCGCUUGGCAACGACGCUGAAAAAGAUUUCAACCUGGACCGAAGGACUAAUAACAAGAUGGAAUCUCAGUUCAUUUUUGAUUCGGAUACAAUUUCUGCGAUGUCUUGCGUUUUUCGAAAUGCUGCUUUCGAGAAUUUCAUUUGCGUCGGCUGCCCAUCGCUUCAUUUCCUACUUCGAAGUUCGGGGAAGAAUUCUCUGCUGAUGGACAUCGACGAACGUUUCCAUUUUUUGUGCGACUCGAAGACAUUCUGUCAUUUCAAUGCCGUGAAUGGUCACUUUUUCCACACGAAGCAUGUUUUUGAAGAUUGGAAAGAGACAAUUGGCGACGGGAGUGUUGCAAUUGUUGUGGACAUGCCUUUUGGAUCCAGAAUUGAUGCCCUGUCUCGGGUUUUAAUCAAGUUGCGAGACGACUUGGGUCGAAAAGACCGCAUUUUCUUUUUUGUAGUUUUUCCUUAUUUUAUGGAGAAGGCGCUUUUGGAGUGUAUGCCAGAAUUGGUGAUGAUGGACUUGGUUGUCAGCUAUGCCAAUCAUUCCAAGUUCAAAUCCGGCACGAAGCGAGGUUCACCAGUGCGAAUAUUCACCGAUUUCCCUGAAUUCAGUCUGAAGGGAAUCCCGAACUACAGAUGGAUGGACCGACGUAUGUUCACUGUCGUGAAUGCGAAAAGUGCAGAAAGCCGUCUUGGGUUCACUGCGAAGCCUGUUCAGUUUGCCACUUGA
Molecule: messenger RNA, 1706 nt
Organism: Notodromas monacha
Lineage: Eukaryota; Metazoa; Arthropoda; Ostracoda; Podocopida; Cyprididae
Source: the annotation of a GenBank genome assembly